ACGGCACUGUGCCUCGUGAAAUGCGGCGGCCCCGCAUCAAGAAAAACAGGGCCCGGUUAAGUGCAUUACUCUUGGGAGUGUAAUAUCGUUGUACUAUCCCAGAAUUUUGUAACGAAACUAAGUGUUUAUACGGCGAAGAUUUAGAAGUCAUAUUUUUAUUCUUUUGCAGAACUAUUUGUGUUUUAAUCUGGUUAUUAGCAGUUGGAACAUGAAUAAAUCACAAGAUUAUUAUAUAGAAUUAUUGUGUGAAACGAGAAUGUCGAUUCUUUAAAACUGUGAUGAAAGCAAGGUUAUUUGCGACUAUGAAUAUGGAAUUUAUUCAAUAUGUUCAAAGAAUUCGAUAAUAAAAAGUUUAUUUGAUUAUUUGAAUAUUUGUGAAUUAUAAUUUUUUAAGGUGAAUAGAUAUUGAACUGAAUUAAUGUAAGACGCCAUAAACAAAAACGGAGAAGAUGAUAAAUUUUAGGUAAAAGAAAAAGUAAGUAAUGUUUUAAAUAAAUCAAGCGGUAAAUAAAGAUCAUAAGAAAAAGAAGAGAAUCAAAAGAAAGAAAGAAAUAAAGGAAACAAAAAGUUUGAAAGAGAGAAAACAGAAAGUUUGGUGGAUGACAAGGUAAGACUUGCGGAGGUAAGGCAUAUAAUACCGCGUGGGCCACCUCUUAAGUAGUAAAUCCGAUCUUGAGAGAGAGAGAGAGAGAGAAAAAGAGAGAGAUCUGAAAAGCAAGAAAAAGAGAGGAGAGACCGUACAGUGACCUAGAUUUUACCGGGUCGAACAAGGCAGAUCUGUACAAAGAAGUUACGGUAGACUUUCUGAAAUGGGACGCAGCGCAGCCUGGAGCUAAAUUAGCCGCAAUGUCUAAUAAGAGUAAGUCCCAGCCGCAGCAGCAGCAUCCUUCGCACGUGAUCAAGCCGACAGUGGAGCAAGUGCCACCGCGAUAUCAGCCACCACCACAACCAACCAGUGGUAUCCUCAAGAAUCAUCCUUACUUUGGUACAGGCCCUUCCGUGCCAACCUCGGUAUCUACAGCCGGUCAAGGUCCUAUCACAACUUUGAAUCAUCAUCAAACAGUGCAAUCAUCACGAUCUGUACCGCAACAGAAGGAUGCGCAAAGCAAAUAUUCACCGAGGAUAGAACAUCGACAUCAUCCUCAAAGCGGAAGCACUUUAACUGCGUCAGUUUCGAAAACGCAGCCUCAUAGUUAUCUUCAAGCCAAGGUCGGCCAAGGUCAGUACCUGCCACCUAACGGUCAGUAUCCUACGGUAAACACUGCACAAACACCGCCUCUCAGACAAAGGAUCACCGACGACGAGUUUCUUAGGCUGGGACCUGUGGAGAUGCUCAAAUUUGUUCGCAAGACCGAAAACGAUAUCGCAAGGCUCGCCGCCGAGCAGAAUAGACAGAUACAAAAUUUGCUUAGCGAGCUUCGAGCAUUAAAGGAAGCAAACCAAAGAUUAAGUGAUGAUAAUCAAGAGCUACGAGAUCUUUGUUGCUUUUUGGACGAUGAUCGUCAAAAAGGACGGAAAUUAGCGAGGGAAUGGCAAAGAUUUGGAAGAUAUACAGCGAGCGUUAUGCGUCAAGAAGUAUCCGCUUAUCAAAAUAAAUUGCGUCAAUUAGAUAAUAAACAGCAAGAGUUGAUCAAAGAUAAUUUAGAAUUAAAGGAACUUUGUCUUUAUUUGGACGAAGAGAGAGGAGGUGGUCAAAGAGAUGAUGGAGAUGGUUCAAGUUCAAGUACUAAUGCUGAAGAAACAGCACCUCCAAGACCAAGGCAUACAUCUACCUUUAAUGACCAAACUAUGCAAUAUGUAAGAAGUUUAGAACAGCGAGUAAAACAGCUGGAAGAAGAUAAGAGUGUUUUGCAAGCACGAGCGCAAGGAUGGGAGAUACCAUCUGGUGAAAUGUGGGAAAAUCAGAACAGUCUAGGUGAAAAUCCUCACAUGGGAAGUCGGCCAGAAGCAGUGGUACGAGCUCUUCAGGUUCUUGAAGUUAGAGAACAACUUGAAAGAGAAGGCGGCCAUGAUGGAGAAAAAGCUUUGGUCAGAGAAAUGUGCAAUGUUGUUUGGCGAAAAUUAGAAGAAGGGCCACAAACGAGGCAUUGAUAAUUAUAAGCGUGAUUACGAAUGAAACCUAUUGUUUAUUUGGAUAGUAUAUUUAAUAGUAUUAUAGUUAUUAAUAUGAAUGUUAUGAAAUUCAUAGAUUUAUAUGCAUGUACCUACAAGUAUUUUAAUGUAAGAAUCAAUGUGCCUAGAGUUUACAGUAUUUAUAUAAAUAUUGUAGUGUCGUUAGAUCGCAUAAAUUGUUAAUAAAUUUUAUUUUUAUUAUAAA
Molecule: messenger RNA, 2317 nt
Organism: Apis mellifera (honey bee)
Lineage: Eukaryota; Metazoa; Arthropoda; Insecta; Hymenoptera; Apidae
Gene: Ccdc85
Product: coiled-coil domain-containing protein 85C
Exons: 4
Coding region: 847-2091 (414 amino acids)
Source: RefSeq, a predicted model, not a curated record